UUCCAUGGACUUCCUGCUUUUUCAGUUUGGACUUUGCACAUUUAAAUAUGAUGGUGCGGAGAACAGGCACAUAAUGAAGACCUUUAACUUCUACAUAUUUCCAAAACCACUUUCUAGAAAUUCACCUGAUGUUAAGUUUGUUUGCCAGAGUUCGAGUAUUGAUUUUCUUGCCAACCAAGGAUUUGACUUCAAUAAAGUCUUCCGAGAUGGAAUCCCAUACUUAAAUCGGGAGGAAGAAAGGCAACUUCGAGAGCAGUUAGAGGAAAAGCAUAAUCAGUCUAAUGGUACAGGAACACCGUCUUUCAUUUCGCCAAAUUCUACCAAAGGGCCCGUUGUUAUCCCAGAAGAACAUCGCAGUUUUAUUGAGAAAAUUGUGGAGAAGGUUGAAGACUUGUUAAAAGAUGAUAAUGGUAGUAUUGAACUCGAUCCGUGUACUGGGUUCCAGCGAAAACUUAUUUAUCAGACCCUGAACUGGAAAUUUCCAAAAGGAGCUCAUGUAGAAACCUUGGAGAAUGAAAAGAAAGAGAGAUAUAUUGUAAUCAGUAAGCUGGAUGAUGAUGAACGCAGAAGGAGAGAAGAGCAAAAACGAGCUAAAGAACAGGAAGAAAUGAAUGAUGCUGUGGGGUUUUCCAAAGUAAUAUACGCCAUUUCAAAAUCGGGUAAACUGGUUGUUGGACAUAACAUGCUACUUGAUGUCAUGCAUACAAUUCAUCAGUUUUUCUGUCCAUUACCCAAUGAGUUAAAUGAAUUUAAAGAAGUUACAACAAGUGUUUUUACUAGGCUUCUAGACACAAAACUCAUGGCAAGCACGCAUCCUUUUAAGGAACUGAUAAUGAACACCCCUCUUGCAGAGCUGGAAAAACGAUUAAAAGAUGCACCUUUCAGAGCUCCCAAAGUUGAAAGUGCGGAGGGUUUUCCGAGCUAUAACACUGCCUCAGAACAAUUACAUGAAGCAGGUUACGAUGCAUAUAUAACCGGCUUGUGUUUCAUCUCAAUGGCAAAUCAUCUAGGUUCAUUCCUUAGCCCUCCAGAAGUUUUUGUUCCUGCCAAAUCUAAACUGGUUGAACCUUUUAUUAACAAGCUGGUUUCUUCAGUUAAUUUGAUAGGUAUUUCUAACUUUUUUGGAUCUGAUUUGUUUGAAGAUCUGAUUUAUCUGUAUUUCACUUCAGCUGUAAACACCAGCAGGUAUGCAGAGAGUUACCGAAUCCAGACAUAUGCAGAAUACAUUGAGAAAAAGCAGGAGGAGAAACAAACCAAGCGGAAAUGGACAGAGGAAAGCUGGCAGGAAGUGGAGAGGAAGAGGCUAAAGACCCAGUAUGCCCCACAACCUUACUUUAACCAGAUGUUUGAUUUCAGCAGAACAAGUCCUCUUAUGGAAAAAAGAAGUAUGAGCCCUAUUCAGGAAGAGACAGUAUCUGAUGAAAUGGAAGGGGAUGAGGUUACAAGUAAAGAUGGUGACAGUCAUUAUUCGGCUAAUGCCUGGAUAGACUCUACAAUAUCGGAAACUAGAAAAAUCAAGAAACAGUGGCAGAAAAAGGAGGACCAUGGAAAAACUGGAAGCAGUGCAAAUUCACAGGCCACAUUGUUUGAAGUCCCAGAUACAUGGUGACAUGAAACACACAUGGGAUGAACAGUGGUAUCUUCCAGAUAAGUGACCAGAUGCAACACUUGCAAGCCAUACUGAUCCGAGAGCUCCAAUCUUCAUGUGGUACAAGACAACUUUAAAAAAAAUCUUUGUGUAGAAAGUUUUAACUGUACAAACACAAGCCAAUGUCAUAUUAAAUGUUUUACUCAGUUUAUUUUGUGUUGUUAAGAAGGAGAUGGGAUUUGACUUGCAUUUCAAAUCUUCUAUCAAUGUCGACAGUUUUAUGGGUUACAUGCAUUUCAAGCUAGUCCUGUACCACUGAUGGCUUAGAGCAGCAGCCAAUACUGGAAGUUGCCUUGUGCCAGCAACAUGAAAUGUUUAUUUCGGAUUGUAAAACAAUAUAAUCGUUGUUCAGCACUGUAAUUUUAUAUAAAUAUAUAUAUAUUAUAUAUAUAUAUACCUGUGUGUGCGCGCGCGUGUGUAUUACAUCAGCUGUAUUUCCGGUGAAUCCAAUGACUCAUUAUCAGUAAUGUGGUCUGACUUCAACGUUCAGGUCAUGUAUUUUUUUAAGGUAGUAUCAAAACAUUGUCACUGUCUUUGCAGUAAGGAUAGUGACGGUGUAUUUGAGCGAUCCUUUCAUUUGUGUUAUCUGGUGUGGACUGUACUGAGCUUUCAGCCUUGUAUGUCGAAAGAUGCAUUGUGCACCAGCCUUUAUUUGUAUGUAUGAAUGUGUGUAUGUAUGUGUGCAAAAGAGACUUGUUUACUUUUUUUGGGCAGUGGUGAGUUUUGUAUCAUAUUUAAAGUUUUUUGUAUCAUGAAGAAAAUUGAAAUUUCAUGAAGGAAAAUUAAAGACAACUUUCUUACUA
Molecule: messenger RNA, 2451 nt
Organism: Rhincodon typus (whale shark)
Lineage: Eukaryota; Metazoa; Chordata; Chondrichthyes; Orectolobiformes; Rhincodontidae
Gene: parn
Product: poly(A)-specific ribonuclease (deadenylation nuclease)
Exons: 19
Coding region: 5-1609 (534 amino acids)
Biological process (GO): nuclear-transcribed mRNA poly(A) tail shortening
Cellular component (GO): cytoplasm
Molecular function (GO): poly(A)-specific ribonuclease activity; RNA binding
Source: RefSeq, a predicted model, not a curated record